GAGGUUGAGCAGCUAUGCGUGAGUCAGUUCAUUCCAUCUUUGUGAACGGCUAAUUUCCAGACCUGUGUGAGAAACUAGAGGGGUGACUACCAGCCGGCGUGGUUGAUCCGUUUUUCUAAAUUAAGUGGUGAGGCGAGAAGGAUACUAUCAGCAUAUUUUCUAACAACCGCUGUCUACACGCCCGUGAUGGCGUCGAUGGAGGUGGACACGAUGGACGAAGAGGUGGCGGCCGGCUCGUCCAAGGGCGACAAGAAGCGCUUCGAGGUGAAGAAGUGGAACGCCGUCGCGCUGUGGGCCUGGGACAUCGUGGUCGACAACUGCGCCAUCUGCCGCAACCACAUCAUGGACCACUGCAUCGAGUGCCAGGCCAACCAAGCCUCGGCCACCAGCGAGGAGUGCACGGUGGCGUGGGGCGUGUGCAACCACGCCUUCCACUUCCACUGCAUCUCGCGCUGGCUCAAGACGCGCCAGGUGUGCCCGCUCGACAACAGGGAGUGGGAGUUCCAGAAGUACGGCCACUAGGCGGCGCGCGGCUCGCGCCGGCAGGGGCCGCGGCGGCCGCGGUGGCCGCGCUCUCCGGCGUGCCGCGGUCGCCAGGCGGCUCCGAGUCGGACGCGCUCGACGACGGCUCGAAGUCGGACGCGGUCGGCUCGGACAUGUGCCCGCUGACAUGGACUUAACCGCGGAUGGACGGCCCGGCGCGGGCGCGGGGAAUCGCGUGUGGUUUGCUAUUGGGCCGCCGAGUGUGGUGUAGUGCCGAUGCGAGGAAAAGGUCGCGAGCGUCGCAUUUUGUUCAGUUUUCCCGCCGGACCUUUGACAGGAAUUGCGUACUCUGGAUCGUGAGCGUUUCCUCAGUUUCCGCGGAGUCCCGGACGAAACCUCAAAUCAUCAUUGUUUUAAUGUUUGCCAUCACGAAUGUUCCUGUGCGUUGCUAGUUGCUACAUGUAAUUAAUAAAGCUGUGAAAUUGUA
Molecule: messenger RNA, 970 nt
Organism: Pollicipes pollicipes
Lineage: Eukaryota; Metazoa; Arthropoda; Thecostraca; Pollicipedomorpha; Pollicipedidae
Product: RING-box protein 1A
Exons: 2
Coding region: 187-522 (111 amino acids)
Molecular function (GO): zinc ion binding
Source: RefSeq, a predicted model, not a curated record